CUCGUAGUCGUAGUCUCGUAGCUAGCUCCCGGCUCCCCCCCACACACGGCCACUGGCGCCUACAAGUUGCGCAUGUGGUGGUGGUCCGUGCUGCUGCUGCUGGCCUGCUAGCUAGCUGCUACCAGCCGACGACGACGGCCGCGCGCGUUUGGUGUGUGUGUGUGUUAUAAGCGCGAGGGUUUCUGGCGAGGUUGCUAAAGCGUUAGCAAACUAGUUAGCGGUCACCGGGCGCCCAUGGAGCUUGACGAGGAGACGACGUUCUUGGACGAGCUCAUGUCGCUGCGGCGGGAGGCGGCGGCGGCGGCGUCCGCGCAGUGGCAAGCAGCUGCCGCCUACACGGGCGGCGGCGGACAAGGCAUGAUGAUGGGCGACCUCCUCUUCUACGGCGGGACGACGGAGGCCGCCGCGACUGCCACCAGCGGCGGCGGCAUGGACCAGCUCUCGCCGUUCCACCAGCAGGAGCCGCUGCAGGUGCAGGCGCCCCCGCACCCUCACUCGCACGAGGAGUUCAACUUCGACUGCCUCAGCGAGGUUUGCAACCCGUACAGGGGCGGCGGCGUCGCCGUAAUAACGGGGGCCGAGGCCGCCGCGGUGCCCGGAAGGGCGCUCGCCGCUCUCCACGACGCCAUGGUGGAGGACGAGACGAGCGGUCACCUGCAGGGGCAGCAAUAUGGAGCCGGCGGCUCCCCGACGUUCGUGUUCGGCGGUGCCGCCGGCGAGAGCUCCGAGCAGACGCCCGUCGUCGUCAGGGGUGCCGCCGGCGGCCCCCACCACAGGAGCAAGGUCCACGGCGGCGGCGCGCCGUCCAAGAAUCUCAUGGCCGAGAGGCGGCGGCGGAAGCGCCUCAACGACCGUCUCUCCAUGCUCCGCUCUAUUGUUCCCAAGAUCAGCAAGAUGGACAGGACAUCCAUUCUCGGUGACACCAUUGACUACGUGAAGGAGCUGACGGAGCGGAUCAAAGUCCUGGAAGAGGAGAUCGGCGCCUCUGCGGAGGACCUGGACCUCCUCAACACCUUGAAAGCUUCUUCGUCCAGCGGCAGCAACGAGAUGAUGGUGAGGAACUCCACAAAGUUCGACGUCGAGAGGCGGGGCAACGGGAGCACGAGGAUCGAGAUCUGCUGCGCCACAAACCCCGAGGUGCUGCUGUCCACGGUAAGCGCGCUGGAGGUGCUGGGCCUGGAGAUCGAGCAGUGCGUGGUGAGCUGCUUCAGCGACUUUGGCAUGCAGGCCUCUUGCUCACAAGAGGAGGAGGACGGUAAUAAUAAGAGGCAAGUUCUAAGCACCGACGAGAUAAAACAGGCCUUGUUUCGGAGUGCUGGCUACGGAGGGAGGUGCCUCUAAUAUAGCUAGCUUAGCUACCAUGCAAGCAGCUCCGAUCCAAACCCAGGCCAUCGAUCCCGGCAAAUACUGUAUAAAGCUAGCUAGUAAGUUGCAUGCAUCUAUGAUUGUUAUUGCUGUGUGUUUGAUGCUUUAGUUUUCAUCAAUAUAUAUAUCCCGUACGUUAAUUGGUUUUCUCCAUGAGUUCAUAGCGCUAAUAAGUGUGCGUAGUAGUAGUAGCAGCAAGAGGUAUGUAUGUAUAUAUAUCUGAAUCCCAGCACCAAAUUGAAGAUUUGUUGCUCAGGUAUUGUAAGUUGAUCAUUUCUUACGGUCUGUAUCAUUGGGUCAUGGUAUGUAUGCGGAUUGAUAUAUUCCAAUAAUAAGCAGAUUGUUCCUUUC
Zea mays is the source of this 1716-nucleotide messenger RNA. RefSeq lists its product as uncharacterized. Gene Ontology annotation, molecular function: DNA-binding transcription factor activity; sequence-specific DNA binding; protein dimerization activity. The record is from RefSeq and is marked validated. Gene Ontology annotation, cellular component: nucleus. Gene Ontology annotation, biological process: regulation of DNA-templated transcription. Lineage: Eukaryota; Viridiplantae; Streptophyta; Magnoliopsida; Poales; Poaceae.